Molecule: messenger RNA, 1473 nt
Organism: Hordeum vulgare subsp. vulgare (domesticated barley)
Lineage: Eukaryota; Viridiplantae; Streptophyta; Magnoliopsida; Poales; Poaceae
Exons: 5
Coding region: 36-1361 (441 amino acids)
Source: RefSeq, a predicted model, not a curated record
UAAAAUAAACUGUUACUCCCUUCGUCCGGAAAUAGAUGUCCCUGGUGAAAUUUUACGAAAACCCCCUCCCCUUUCCUCCGACAAACACCGCAACCCACCGCUUGGUCGCCUGCCACGCGCGAGCCGCUUCUCCGUCGCCUCGCCACGCACACCGACGAGGGCACCGGCCGCUUGCUCCAUCGCUCUGUCUCGCCGCCGUCUCCAUCGCCUUGCCGACCGCCGGCCUCCUUCUCCCGCUCGUCUCGCCUCUUCUCUUCUUCCACACGAGGAGCUCAAGAUGGAAGGAGUCCCCUUUUCUUCAAGCUCGCAAUUUGCCGGCUCCGGCGGCGGCGCUGCCCUGUGCAUCCUCCGGCUCCGGCGAGGCUCCGAUCCACUACGCGGCUCUGCGGCUCGCUCGUGCAUCAGGACGCCGAUGCUACGGAGGACGCCGCUCCACCCCUGAUACGGUCUGUGCCCCCGAAGCCAUUGAGGAUGCCCCUCCACCCCUGCUCGAGCCUGAAGUUCAGAAGGUUGGUUUCUAUCUGAAGCUAUGGGAACAUUCCAAGGUGCAGUUCCCCCCUCUUCUUGCCAAGGCUUUGUCAGAUUUGUGCAUCUUGGACUUCGACAUCCCAUCUACGAUGCUAAUGGUUACAUGGCAAGUUGUUCUAAUUGAUGUUCCUGCUGUGAUUGGGGUGAUGUACAUUCAGGCGCGCAUCAGCAGCGGCGAGGGGUGGGGUGGCAAAAGGCAGCGGCGGCGAGGGACGGUGCUCGAUCAGGCGCCAGGUCGUCUUGCCGCUGGGCCCGCGUGGCCCUGUCUACGUAAGCUGCCAACGGAAGCUGCCAGAGAGAGGAUCGGCGGCACGGGACUUGCCCAAAUCCCGCACCGGCGUCCAGGGCGUGAGAAAGUAUCCUGGGACGCGAGCAGCAGCACGCACUCCUGGUCCAGGAGAUCGUCACCCAAGAGCGCGCAGAGCUCAAGGAGGACGACCUCAACCAGAUCACGGCGGGAGGCUCCGACGACGAGCGGAUGGGAUCUUUGCAGGAGGGGAAUGCGCAGAGGGGGUGACAGCUGGGGAACGAGCGGUGGUGGUCAUGGCGGGAGAGGAAGGCGCUGGCGCGGUUCCUCAACGGCGGCGGAGCAGUUCCUGGACGGCGCACGUCCUGAGCGACAUAGGUGCAUAAUCCCGCAUGUGCAUGUCCUGGGCAACCGUGGCGAUGCGCGGAAUCGCAGGUGCAGGUGGGUGGCGGCGACGGAAUUAGAGGCGCAGGUCACGAGCAGCGGCGGCAUCAGAGGCGCAGGUGCGCUCAUGCUGGUAGGCGGCGGCGAAAUCUGCUGCCUCGCGUCUGUCCGGCGACGCGCGUAUCAGCGAGGAAGAAGAUGAGGCAUAGAUCGAUUUGAGACAGUUUUUGAAUUCUGAGGGCUUUUUUACAAAAACGUCAGUACACUGCAUGUCGGACAAUCUUUUCCGGACGGAGGGAGUAUUUCUUUUCUCA